Molecule: messenger RNA, 642 nt
Organism: Lolium perenne
Lineage: Eukaryota; Viridiplantae; Streptophyta; Magnoliopsida; Poales; Poaceae
Source: RefSeq, a predicted model, not a curated record
AUGGGCGGGCGAGCUGGCGCCGCGGAGCCGCUUCUGCUCCCGGAGCUCUCCGGCGGGCACAGCGGCGGGGCGUCGGUCUCCGGCGCGGUGUUCAACCUGUCCACGAGCAUCAUCGGCGCCGGCAUCAUGUCGAUCCCGGCGGCAAUGCGCGUGCUCGGCGUGGUCCCCGCGCUCGUCCUCAUCGCCGCCGUAGCCGUCCUCUCCGACGUCUCCGUGGAGUUCAUGCUGCGGUACACGGGCUGGGCGCCCAGAGGCCCGCCUUCGUACGCGGGGAUUAUGGGCGACGCGUUCGGCCGCGCCGGCGCCGCCGCGCUCAACGUCUUCGUCGCCUUCACCACCGCCGGCACCCUCGUCGUCUACCUCAUCAUCAUCGGUAAGCUACCCCUCGCGACGACGCGCGCGCUGCUUUCGUAUUGCGGGGAGUGCACCAUGGCACUGAUCGCAUCGAGAAUUCUCUGCUCGUUUGUCGCAGGGGACGUGAUGUCCGGGAGCGCGGGGGCGGGCGAGGAGCACGCCGGGGUGCUGGGGGAGCUGUUCGGCGCGCGGUGGUGGACCGGAAGGGAGUUCGUCAUACUCGUCACGGUCGUCGCCGUUCUGCUGCCGCUCGUGCUCCUCCGCCGCGUCGGUGAGUAUUCCUGCUAG